ACCGGGGCCGGGCGCCGCGGUGGGGCCGGGCCGGGACCGAGCCGGGGGCUGGGCCGGGACAGAUCGGGGGGCCGGACCCGGGGGGAAGCCUGGGCUAGGCCCCGGGCUGGGUCACGGAUGUUGGGCCUCGGCCCGAUCCCGGGUGCGGGACUGGGCCCCGGCUGGGCCCGGGAUGCAGGGUCGAGCCGGGUACCGGGCACCUGUGGGUGUGGAGGUGAACUGCCCCCCUGGGGCCGUGGGCAGGCUCGGCCCUGGGGCGGCAGAGCGUAGGGACAGGGGCAGAGGAGCAUCCCUGCCUUGGGGUCAGGGGCAAUGAGACAAAGCGCCGCCUUGGGGACAGGGAUCCAGGGACACCCCUGCCUUCAGAACACGGGCAGUGGGAUGUCCCUGUCAUGGGUGACACGGCCCCAUUCCCCAGACAACAUGCUCACCUUGCAGGCAUUGUUGCCCAAGCCUGGCACCAUGGACAAACCCAUCACUCCGGGGGAGCUGCUGUGUCUGGGCUCCAGCCUCGCCUUCUCUGGCCUCUUCUACUACCUGUACAGGAGGAAAGCCAGAGUCGUGGCACGCAUACAGGAGGCCCCAAAGCUCCAGGUCGAUGACAAUUUGCCAGCCCUCGUGUCUGCAGCUGAGGGGCGGUGCCUGCCUUAUGUUGCCCUGGAAGGCAUAGUGCUGCCAGCCCAGGCUGCACUGACCAGCCACUACCAUGAGGGGCUGCAGGGCGUGAUCCAGAAACUGCUGCUGAAGGAGCAUCGACUGAUCUGGAAUAGCUUGGCCCGAAGCUGGAGUGAGAGCGAGCGGGUGCUCUCAGAGCAGAUCUACACAGUCCCCUUCCUGCUGGCCUCGCCAGGCCCUGAGGCAGCCACACAGGUGAGUGUGGACAGCCCACUCCAAGCCGUCUGCCUGCCCCUGGAGAUGGUGUACGAGCGGUUCCAGCAGCCAUCCCACGGCUUCCGCGACCUGCUGGGCCAGUACCUGAUUGGGGAGAAGCCCAAGGGCAUCCUGGAGACGGAGGAGAUGCUGCGGGUGGGGGCUGGGCUGACGGGCAUCGGGGAGCUGUCCCUGCACCCCGACGGCUCCCUGCACCUCCAGCCGCCGGCCCAGGGAGGCGAGUUUUUCCUGUGCCUGGGGGACUGGCAGACGGUGCUGUCAGAGCUGGAGUCGGCCAGCGGGCUCUGGAAGGGGGCGGCGUUGCUGUGCGCAGCAGCGGGGCUGGCCGUGCUCCUGCACGCCCUGUGCCGCGCCUACCGCCGCUGCCGCCCCAAGCAGCAACAGGAGGACAAGGAGCUGGAUGGGGAGGAGGCCGGCGACCGGGCGCCCGAGGACUCGUGCGUGGUCUGCCUGUCACGGCCCCGCGAGUGCGUCCUCCUGGGCUGCGGCCACAUCUGCUGCUGCUUCCGCUGCUUCCAAGCCUUGCCCACCCGCCUCUGCCCCAUCUGCCGGGGGCCCAUUGACCGCGUGGUGCCCCUCUACCAGGCCUGAGAGCACCUGGGGGUGCCCAGGGAGGGGCAGCGUGAACCAGGCCAAGCCUGGAGCCUGCAGAAAUCUCAGCUGUCUCCUCAUGUGCAGCUGUGCAAUUCCUUUUGGGAGGGAGGGCUCUUGGUGUGCCCUUCAGUCUGUUUUGGGGAGGGGGGGAGUCACAGUCUCCUCAUCCUCCCUUUGUCUGCCAGAAGGACACCCCUAAACAUGAAGGCUUGGGGAAAAUCUACACAAUGCCUGAGAUGAGGAGCUGAGACCCCAACCCCACACUGGGGCACUACUUUGGCUGCCAGCUAUUGGACUUGUGUCUCUUUCUGAGCCAUGACCUCCCAAAUGCCACACAGGACUUCUCCCUUGUGGUUUGUUUUGUUUUUUUUUUUUUCCAGUGUGUGGAUUUAUGGGGAGGAUUAUGAGGGCAAGACCAGGGCUGGUAGGACACAGCAGGUGCAGUGGAGUGGCAGAAAUCCAAACCCCCUUGACCCACUGCAGUGACAUACCUUGGUGCCACCUUUGUCCUGCCACCUGAAUCCAUGUGCCUACAGCCACUGCCCAGAUGACACUGGGGACACCCAGGGGCUGGCAGUGAUGAGUCCCUUUGCCAGCUGUUCUGUCACCAAGACGGGAGCUCUGUCCCUCUGUCACUCUCUGCAUGGAGAACAGCUUUAGGGUGCCACAGAGCCUGCCCUCGUGUCCAGCCCCACUACACCCAGCUUUCCUGCUGACCUCCCGGACAGGACCGGGUGUGGGAAUGACUUGCAGUGGUGUGUGGAGUGAUAAAGCCAAGGAGCUGA
Messenger RNA from Vidua macroura (Pin-tailed whydah), 2270 nucleotides. Its product is annotated as mitochondrial ubiquitin ligase activator of nfkb 1-A-like. The transcript is spliced from 4 exons. Gene Ontology annotation, molecular function: ubiquitin-protein transferase activity. NCBI's taxonomy places the organism in Eukaryota, Metazoa, Chordata, Aves, Passeriformes, Viduidae. The record is from RefSeq and is a predicted model, not a curated record. The coding region runs from base 313 to 1482 and encodes 389 amino acids. Gene Ontology annotation, biological process: organelle organization; protein ubiquitination.